ACUCAGGAAAAAGUUGCAGGGAAGUCCUCUAAGCCUGCAAAGUAAGUGUGGGACCUGCAAAGUACCGGGUACAUGUUGACCCUUGCUAGACAGGAGUAGUUUUGAGAACACACAUGAUAUAUUGUCCAUCCACAUGGCUGGAAGCAACUGACAGUGUGAUGCCCUCUGGCAACUGUGAAAACUGCUUCAGUUUCUUGAAACUGGAAACUUGUUGGCGUUUUACUGACAUACUGAUUGCUUCGCUGGAUUUCGGCUUUGUUAUUUAAUUCCGUCCAAGAUAAACCAUCAGGAUAAUAUGAUGCGCCAGGGAGAAUGCAAAUGGACUCAUAUGUUUCCUUUUCUCAUGGUAUCACUUGUGUAUUCUGCUAAAGCUGAAUAUUCUAACUGUGGUGAAAAUGAGUAUUACAAUCAGACGACUGGAAUGUGCCAUGAGUGUCCACAGUGUGAGCCAGGAGAAGAACCUUAUAUGACAUGUGGAUAUGGCACCAGAGAUGAAGACUAUGGCUGCGUCCCUUGUCCAUCAGAAAAAUUUUCAAAAGGCGGAUAUCAGAUCUGCAGAAGGCACAAGGACUGUGAAGGGUUCUUCCGGGCAACAGUUAUGACACCUGGAGAUCAAGAAAAUGAUGCAGAAUGUGGGCCUUGUCUCCCUGGUUACUACAUGUUAGAAAACAGACCACGGAAUAUUUAUGGAAUGGUUUGCUACUCGUGUUCACUGGCUCCUCCCAACACAAAAGAAUGUGCAGGAAUUACCUCUGGGGUGUCAGCCAGUUUCCCAAGUACGUCUGGAACAAGUACUAAUUCUCCUUUCCAGCAUGUGGAUAAAGUUCCAGGAGACCUUUCUGGACAAGGACAUCUUGCUACUGCUCUAAUCAUUGCUAUGUCAACAAUUUUCAUAAUGGCUAUUGCUAUCGUCCUGAUCAUCAUGUUUUACAUUGUGAAAACUAAGACUUCAGCUCAAGCUUGUUGCACAAGCCAUUCGGUGAAGACUGUAGAAGCCCAGGCCAACAUGCAGGAAGAAAAAAAAGAAGUACAAGAAAAUGUGGUGAUUUUCUCAGAGAAAGAUGAGUUUGGAAAAUUGACAGCAACUCCAGCUAAGGUUGUCAAGAGUGAAAAUGAUGCUUCUUCAGAGAAUGAGAGGCUUCUAAGUCGUAGCAUGGACAGUGAUGAAGAAGCAGCUAUUGACAAGCAAGGCACUCCAGAACUGUGCUUGUUGUCGUUAGUACAUUUGGCGAGAGAUAAAUCUUCGACUAACAACAAAUCAACUGGCAUACAAAGCCGGAGGAAAAAGAUACUUGAUCUGUACACUAACGUAUGCAGCGUUGCAGAAGGCCUCAGUCCUACAGAACUGCCUUUUGAUUGUCUGGAGAAGACCAGCAGGAUGCUCAGUUCUACAUACAACACAGAAAAAGCCAUUGUGAAGACUUGGCGUCACCUCGCUGAGAGCUUUGGACUGAAGCGUGACGAAAUAGGUGGCAUGACAGACGGCAUGCAGCUCUUCGACCGCAUCAGCACGGCAGGCUAUAGUAUUCCGGAACUCCUAACGAAACUAGUGCAGAUUGAGCGGCUGGAUGCCGUGGAGUCUCUCUGUGCAGAUAUCUUGGAGUGGGCACAAGUGAUGCCCAAGCCCGAAACAGUGGUGGCCUCCUGACAUGUGUGUGAUCUCCAUUUCCAAAGGAUUUAAGAGGAAAUGGAUUCCACGAACAAUGGGACCCAGAAGGGGACAGAAUCUUGAAAGCAUAGCUGGCCUUCGGAUUUCAGUAGCAUUUCCUAUUGUUCCAAGAAUAAAGUGAGCCAAGGUGUGUGUUGCUGGCUAUCACAGACAAUUGCAAGGAGCUCAACUUGAAGACUUUUUGAAUGAAAAUGGCUGGGCCCCAUAAAAGAUACUCAUUUCUGACUCCAUUUACAAGCAUAGAUACAGAUCAGCCUGCUGAUAUCAUUGCUUGCUUUGAAGAAAUCUGAUUUAAUUGCUAUGGCUUAAUUUUGUUUCAGUCCUCAACAAUUAGUAACUACCAUCAGAUAUAGUGUUGGCAGAUACAGAUUAGAAGAAUGCCAGUUCUGCUACAUCAAGCAUUUAAUU
This is a messenger RNA of Elgaria multicarinata webbii, 2077 nucleotides long. It is a transcript of the gene EDAR, whose product is annotated as ectodysplasin A receptor. NCBI's taxonomy places the organism in Eukaryota, Metazoa, Chordata, Lepidosauria, Squamata, Anguidae. Gene Ontology annotation, biological process: positive regulation of JNK cascade; positive regulation of canonical NF-kappaB signal transduction. Gene Ontology annotation, molecular function: signaling receptor activity. The transcript has 12 exons. The record is from RefSeq and is a predicted model, not a curated record. The coding region runs from base 296 to 1648 and encodes 450 amino acids. Gene Ontology annotation, cellular component: plasma membrane.